AAAAUUGGCCCCACCUGCACCGCUGUAAGCCUGCAACUCAAAUGAACAAAAUGUGCCAGGCUCCUGAAAACCCUAGCACGAGUAUCACCAAAACCCUUGCGCGUAGAGUAGCAAACAUCCCUCCCCUCGAAACCAAGGCCAAAAGAUAACUCUUUAGUAUCGGAUGUCCACAGUAGAAGAAAGAGCUGAGCAAUUAGAACAGCUAGCACCGGAAAAUGAAGCGCAAGAAGAAGGUGAAGGAGUAGAGGAAGAGCUGUCUUGGUCGUCGGACUCCGAAAUCGGAGAUGCUUUGGAUUGGUUAGACUCGAAAGACGACGAUGAAGCUGUCGAUGGAGCUAUUACUCUCAAUUCGAGACGCCCGAAUGCUCAUGGAGGUAUCCACUCUCGUCCUAAUUCCUCCACGCUGCAACCUCUCUCUAAUCGCAACCAGAAGUUUUCUCAUCACAUCCGCGCUUCUCCUUUAGAGGAGUGGGAAGGGAGGUUGAAUGUUGGCAUGUCCAAUUCUGUAACAACUGCAAUUCGUGAAAGUGUUCGAGACAUGGCUAUUGGUAAAACUAAAACCACCGAGAAAGCAGAUCGUGCAACUGUUGAGCAGGCUAUUGAUCCUCGAACUCGCAUGGUUCUGUUCAAAAUGCUGAAUCGGGGUGUAUUUCAUGAUAUUAACGGCUGCAUUUCAACUGGAAAAGAGGCAAAUGUGUAUCAUGCAACAAAAUCUGAUGGCCAGGAACUUGCAAUAAAAGUGUACAAAACUUCAGUUCUGGUUUUCAAGGACCGAGAUCGGUAUGUACAAGGUGACUAUCGUUUUAGAUAUGGAUACUGCAAGCACAAUCCUAGGAAAAUGGUGAAGACAUGGGCGGAAAAAGAAAUGAGGAAUCUUAUGAGGCUGAAGGCAUCGGGAAUUAGGUGUCCUACUCCAUAUCUUUUGAGACUUCAUGUUCUGGUCAUGGAAUUCAUAGGAAAGGCUGGUUGGGCUGCACCUCGUCUUAAGGAUGCUGCCUUAUCGUUGGACAAGUUACGAGAAAGUUAUGUAGAGAUGAUUAUUGCAAUGCGGACUUUAUAUCAGAAGUGCAAACUAGUGCAUGGAGACCUCAGUGAAUAUAACAUACUCUAUUUUGAGGGUCACUUGUAUAUAAUUGAUGUCUCUCAAGCAGUUGAUCUUGAUCAUCCCCAUGCCCUUGAUUUUUUACGUGAAGAUUGUGUUCAUGUUUCUGACUUUUUCAAGAAAAAUGGUGUUGCUGUUAUGACUAUACGGGAGCUAUUUGACUUCAUAGUUGAUCCAACCAUUACUGAUGAUACUGUUGAUAGUUAUUUGGAAGAGGUUCAACAAAAAAUUUUGGCAAGAGAAUUAACUGCAGAAGACGAAAUCGCGGACUCCGUUUUUGUGCAGUCAUAUAUUCCGAAGACAUUGGAUCAUGUCAAGAAUGUGGAGGAGGAUGUAAUACGGAUAACAAGCGGCAAGGAUACGGGAGAUAUGUACUAUCAAACGAUUACAGGACUAAAGGAGGCUCUUUCUAAAGUUCAAUCUUCUACAGCCCAAAAAGAUCACAAGGAAGAGGAUUUGAACCAUGUAGAAGACUCUUCUGUCAACAAAGAUGGUCAGUCUAAUUCUCAUGAGGGUGAAUCUGAGGAUGAGACAGAUGAAGAUGAAGAUGAGAACUUGAGCGAGUCAGAUGACAGUGAUUCCUCAUCUGAAGUUGAGAAAAAUGGUCCUGUUGACAAAAAAGCCGCAAGAAAAGCAAAUAAGAAGAAAGUCAAAGAAGAGAAGAGAGAAGCUAGAAAGACUAAGGUCCCAAAAGCUGUAAAGAAAAGAAAGAAGAAAUUGGCCAAAGCCAAGAAAACCAGGUAAACAUUUCUGCCUAGAUUCCAGAAUUUAUGGAAUCUGCAGUUCAUUACAGAAUUAAUUUAUAAGAUGACUUAAAAGCCACUGAUACAGGGGCAGAGGCAAUUUUGACACUUUUGUUGUUACUGCCUUUGUCUGUUUAAUUAUUCAUUUUAAUUUUUGGGGUUGAAAAGGUACCUGUUGUCCUUGUAUAACCUAGUUAGUACAACUGUAAGGGGUUAAGUUCAUUUCUACGUCAGUAUAGCAUGCUUGCAUUUUUUUUAA
This is a messenger RNA of Jatropha curcas, 2104 nucleotides long. The record is from RefSeq and is a predicted model, not a curated record. Lineage: Eukaryota; Viridiplantae; Streptophyta; Magnoliopsida; Malpighiales; Euphorbiaceae.